GUGGUGUUCAGGGCGAAGCGAGGGAUCAGCUAUAUGGGCGACGUGGUGAUCGAUGAUGUCACCUUCCUGCACUGCGUCCCCCCCCCCUCCUCAGGUGACCCCUGCACACCUGAGCAGUUCACCUGCAGGAACCAGAACUGCAUCUCCCAGGAUCAGCUGUGUGACUUCAUCGAUCACUGCGGGGACCAAUCAGACGAGGAGCCCUACAUCUGCCAAGGUUUCAGUUCUCGCUGCAGCUUUGAGUUCGAUCUCUGUUCGUGGCGUCAGAGUCGAAUGGAUGAUUUUGAUUGGCUGAUCAAAGCGGGCAGCACUCUUACAGGCGGCACGGGGCCAAUCAGCGACCACACCCUCAGAGACCCCUCCGGACACUACCUGUACCUGGAGGGCUCUUUCCCUCAGGCAGCAGGACAGUCCACCCGAAUCUCAGGACCCCUGCUGAGCCGCCGCAGCAAACACUGCCAGGUGCGUUUCUUUUCCCACAUGUCAGGAGAAGGCAUCGGGACCCUCAGUGUGUUCAGAGGAGGUGAAGAAAGAGGCUUUGAUCUGCUGUUGAACCUGACGGGGGAUCAGGGUCACGCCUGGCAGAGGGUGGAGGUCCAGCUGAGCCGCCAAGAGGAGGACUUCCAGGUGGUGUUUGAGGGCAAAGUGGGCAAAAACCCAAAGGGAGACAUCUGCCUGGACGACAUCAGCUUCUCCUCAGGGUGCCUGCUGGCUUCAGAAGAGGAAGACAGCACUCCCCUUCCUCCUGCAGGUAAACACUGGUUUUACAUGAUCAG
Notothenia coriiceps (black rockcod) is the source of this 776-nucleotide messenger RNA. Its product is annotated as MAM and LDL-receptor class A domain-containing protein 1-like. The annotation marks the transcript as partial. The record is from RefSeq and is a predicted model, not a curated record. The transcript has 3 exons. Lineage: Eukaryota; Metazoa; Chordata; Actinopteri; Perciformes; Nototheniidae. Gene Ontology annotation, cellular component: membrane. Gene Ontology annotation, molecular function: protein binding.